Dissoconium aciculare CBS 342.82 is the source of this 384-nucleotide messenger RNA. RefSeq lists its product as uncharacterized. Lineage: Eukaryota; Fungi; Ascomycota; Dothideomycetes; Mycosphaerellales; Dissoconiaceae. The coding region runs from base 1 to 384 and encodes 127 amino acids. The transcript is spliced from 2 exons. The record is from RefSeq and is a predicted model, not a curated record.
AUGGAGAACUCGACAAUCUACGCUGCUGGAGGAGCAUUACUAGCAGUGCUCGCCGGGUUCCUUCUCUUACGCCCCACCGGUCUGGUGAAAUGGCUACAGCGCAAGAACUAUCAGUACGAGGUCACGUUCGCGCUCUACAUGUUGACGCCGACGGAAAAGUUUGUCUUUAAUUCAAUCCUAUUCCUGGCCAUGGCCAUGUUUCUCAUUGCCUCGAUCUUGUAUCUGCCGGACCAUCUCGCGACCAUUUCGCGGCGGACAUACUACUAUUUCAUUGGAGAUGCGGAGCUUUACUAUGGCAGUGCGACACGCAGGGUACGCGAUGCUGCGACUGGCUGGGCGCAAACCGCUUUUAAGGCGGCAUUGAACAGGACAAGUUCAGCAUGA